ACUACAAACACGGAUGGUGGGAUUGUUAGGCUAGUUACUGUAAGGUCUAGCUUUUCCGUUGACACAGGGUUAGUUAUUCGUUAAAGAAACUAAUAAGUGGGAUAUUUACAUUUAACGGACGAACGUAUUGUUUUUCUAACGGUUUAACAAUUUCGCAUUUUUGUUGACUAGCUAGUUUAACACACCUGUACAAUUUUAAUGGGGUAGCGGCGCUAACAUUAGUGUUAAAACUAACUGUCGUAACGUUAAUUAGUUUUACGCGAGCUAGCUAACGUUAGCUAACAGAUAGAACUCAUUAUUAAACGCAAAGAUAUAUACACGUGUAUAUAUCUAUGAUUAAAUGUGUUAGUAACAAGUUAACUUUCACCUGACAUGGACCUGGAUAUUCGUCAGUAUCUAGCCAAGGCAAAGGAGCAACAAGACUCUGGAGCUCUGCAUUCAGCGUACCAUUUAAUCAAGGACAUGACAGCAGCUGUAACCAGCGGACGAACUCCACGCAUUGCCGCAGAGUUGUAUGUCGUUUGCGCGGAAGCAGCUCUGCAGCUGGGUUGUUUGGAGAUAAGCACAGCGUGUCUAAAGAUGUACUUUGAAGGCAAUCCGCCGGCUAAUCAAUUUUUAUGUCGAGCCUACCUCUGCCAGGGCCAGCUGAAGUCUCCGCCGGCCACUGGGAGUGUGGAAGACUUUGAAGAGGCUGUGCUGUAUUUUCUUAAAGCAAUUGAAAUUUCAAAACCUGAACCAAGAUACUACUUCAUAGUGUUCAAUGCCUCAGUGCUAUACUUCCAGACAGUGCGUCCUCUCCUGCAGCCAGGGCGGUGCCUCCACCUGGUCCCCUCCCUCAGGCAGGUGGUCGAAAGUCUGGAGGAGGUGGCAGACCAGGACCACAGCUGGAGGGCUGAACUCAUGAUGCACCUGAUCGAAUGUCUUGUGGACUCUGGGAAAAUGGAGGAUGCUGCAAGUUUUGCCAAAGUUACAGAAGAAUUCAUCAAGUCACAUACCCCAUAUCUUUAUCCGAGACUCUUUACGUUACUGGUACGUCACAAGCUGACAGAGAGUGAUGUCCUCAUUGAAAUGAGCAGGCAGUGUACUACCUUAGCAGUCAUUUACAAAAUACAAGAAUUUAAAAACAGGUUGGAAGAAAUAAAUGAGGAUGAGCCAACAAAAGCGGAGCUUGAGCAGAUUUUCCAUCUCCUGGUGGAUUGUACUAAAGUAUCCGCUACGUCUGUGAACUCUAGCCCUCUUCAGAGCCCAACACCCAUUGAACCAGCUGACAGAGUUGCCUUCCUCCUGGAAUUGGCUCUGCUGGCCUUGCAAAUGAAGCAUCAGAAAGUUGCUGCCGACUGUUUGAAAGAGCUAAAGUCGGUGGGAGAUGUUAGUGUUGGCCAGCGCAUAAUAAUGGAAUGUGUCAACUGUGAAAUCAACCUCCUGAAGAGAGAGGCGAAGAUGAAUGACUAUUCCAAAGCCAGUGUGGAGGCCCGUCUGAAGGAGAUAGGCAAGCUGGAUCAGUGGCUGCAGACUGCAGUGAGGGAGGGGGACCCUCAGGCCAUGCAGGCAGUGUGUGCUACCCAGUGGAGCUUCUGCCUGCCCCUUCUGCAGCACAACCUCAGGAAACACAUCAAGACACCUCUGCUUAGUGUGGCCCAAGUACUGGAAGACAUGCAAAGUAUGUUGCUAGAGAUGCGCUGUCAAGUCCACUCAGAGCUGGCAGUGAUUGAAGAGGAGGAGGGGCGCCUUGAGGCCUCUUUGACUCAGCUCCAGAAAGCCAUGCUGCUGGAUAACGGGACACAACGAGAACGUCUGUCGUCAGCUUUCCACCUCCUGCAGCUCAGAGGGACCCUCUACCAAACGCCCUCCCGGACUGAGGAUAAAGCCGCUAUGCUUAUGCAGCAGGUUUUCAGCCCAUCUGUGUCAGACAGUCUAACAUUACAAAAUGCCAGGGACAUGCAGCCGCAAGAUAAGACAGAGAGUCGUCCCAUCCUGAUCGCUGUGGGUCUCCUUUUGGCUCCUGAUGAUUUCCAGAUGGUGCUGGAUGCAGACAACACCUCCAAAAUUCCCGUAGGCAGUCUUGGAUCUGGACCAGUGGCUCAGCUCUUUGCUAAGGCUCAGCAUCACUCUACAUCUGUACGGAAGGUGGAUGGACACCUGGCCAGACAAGGAGAAGACACAGACAACACAGAGAGGGUAAAGUUGUGGACGGCACUGGUGAAGACAGCCAGGAAACAGGAAGUUUGGGAUGUGUGCCGAGCUGCUUGUCGAUUCUGUUUGCUUUACGAUGAUGGGAGGUGGAAGAUUUCCAAGACUGACAAAUGUAGAUGCUCAGAGGAAGAAAGCUGUGCAAAAUGUCUUCACGAUUGCAAUGGAAGCCAAACCUGUGUGAGGGACUUGCUGCGCCUUUUAGCUGAAAUUCGCUUCAUCAGUGCUGAGGCCACCGUCCAAAAGCUGCUAACAGAGGGGGUGCAGCUUAACAGCCCUGCUGUCCCCGCUGUAGAAGAACAGGUGUGUGUGUCUGAAGAGGAUCCACACUGGGUUGUUUACAGAGACUGGAUCCAGGCUUUGUCUGCCUACGCCACCUCCAACUUCUUGCGGGCAGCGGAGCUCGGAGCAGAGAUCAUGGAGCCGUGGGUGGUAGCAAAUGCAGCCAUUUACCUGUGGAACUACAACAGCCACUUGUUGGUAGCUGGGGAGUACCAACGCCUGCUUCCCACCUUCCAGAGUUUGGUGGAGAUGCUCCGAAAGACAGAGUACACUGGGAAUCGUACUCUGUUUGUGCUGCUGUGUGCUGCUGUGGCCCGGGGGUUGAUCCAGCCUCUGUGUGGACCAGACAGCAGCGCCGAGCCAACCCUGUCAGGAGACAAAAACAGAGCGGAGAAGGGGAUGGAGAAGGCUGCCAGUGUCCAUGGGGUUUUCUUAGACCCUGCUGCCCUGCAGGAUGUCCGCAAGGCAUUAGAGUUGUGUGACUACGCCCUUUGCAUAUCCAACUGUAACAUCCCAGAGGAGACCGUACCCAUCGCAGCCAGGAAACAGGUGGUGGCCACAUGGGUGCAGAUCAAGAGGCUCUUGCAACAGCAGAUUGGCUUAAAGAUGGACACUAAAGAUGAGUGUGAGAAUGAGGAGGUUUCGGCGAUGACGCGUGUGCUGGUUGGAGUGGAGAUGCUCCAGUGUAAUAGGAACCCGAGGCAUAUGGAGUUCUCUGUUCCCAGUCUCUCCACACUGGUGAGCAUGGCAUCUGAAUGCAGCUGGACUGACGCCGUGGUGGAGUUGCAGGUGUGGUGCCAGCUGGCUGCCUUCUGCCAUUAUGCCAAGGACCACAGCUUGGUGUUGUGCUGCACCAAGAGAGCUCUGCAGCUGGAAGAAGCAGCAGCAAAGAGCCUCAACAACAUGCCCUGUGUUUUGUAUGGCCUGACUGCGGUGAAUGAGAUGCUGAGCAGUGCCUCUUGUUUGAGGGGUUUGAGUUUAGUCCAUGAGUCCAAUGGAGAUCUGCACACUUACAGAGAGGCUAUGAAGGUGCUCCUGUCCAGUGUCAGCUAUGCUGAGGCUGAGAAUCCAGCAUUGUGUGUCGCAGCUGCCAGGCAUUACUGGAAUGCUUGUCUACCCUUGACACAGACUCCUGAGGAAAGAUGGCAGCUCCAAAAGCCUCUGGAGAAGAUCCUGAUUGCUCUGGCUCAUACCAACAUGAAACAUGUAAAUAAACAGGGCAACAUGAAACACUUGCUGACCUUGACAGCACUGCCUCUUGGGAGUUCAAAACAUGAAGCAACAGGUGAAGAGGACCUAACACUGAGAGCAGCCAUUUACAGUUUGUUGCUCCACAUCCACAUUGAUAAGAGAGAUUGGAAAAGUGCUCUGCAGCUGCUGGACCAAGCUAUUAGAGACAUGCCUCGCACCAGACACCGGCUACCUCUGCUGAAACACAGAAUACUGGUAAAAGCACGGCUGGAGGAAAGUGUACUGACGGACAUGCAGAAGUUACAAGACGAAGGAGAGCAAUGCUGUUCAUUUAUGUGGCACCGGGUGGCACUGUGUGCUGGCAAGAUAACCCAACAGCUCACCUGCUACCAGAAAUCCAUCACCUCUCUGUUGAGUGUAGAGAGUCACUGGCAGAAGGUCAGCCUUCUGCUAGAGUUUGGAGAGUGGCUGUACUGUCACAACUUCCCCAAAACUGAUGCCCAACACCAGGUUCAGUGGGCCAUAGACAUCCUUCUACACUUGGAAACUGAACAGGCAGGAGGAGCAGAGGACGAGUCCAGAAAGAGGGAUUUGAGCUCCAUGAAAUGCGAGUCCCGAGUAGGAGUCCAAGGCUUGUUAUUCACACAAAGUUUGUCUAAUCUGAAAGAGGUACGGCGCCUUGACAGCUUGGUACGAGCACACACUCUGCUUGCUCUUAUGGCAGACAAGACUUCACCUGAGCACCAGCUUAACCUGCUCCGAGCCUACACCUUUGUACUUCGAAUAUGGCAGGUGUCCGUGGCAGUGGGUUGUGAGAUUUCCAAUGAGAUGGCAAAGAGUCAGCCACCACAGCCUCCUCCCUCUGCUGGAUCCAAAAAAGGCAAAGACCAGGGCAAAGACAAAAAAAUGAAAGAACCUCCCCCUGCAGAAGAGAGACCUAAACCUCUUGUCUUGGAUCAGGCACUUCCUUCUACCCCGAAGGACUGGGCUUGCUACGUCUGUCCUAACCAGGCCAGGCAGAUCUUCGGAACCAACAGUAACCCCCACUGUAUCAAUACACACAGCAUUACAAAGCAGACACAAAGCCUGUUUUAUCUCAACCUGCUGGAAAAAGAGCUUCACUCACUCUCACUCAACCACCUGACGCUGCCCAUAAUCCAUCUAGCUGAGACCAUUGCUCAUGACCUUUUGGAUAGGAGGAGCCUCUCUGACCUCUACCGACUUAGAAUUGUGAGGACCUGUUGUGAGCUGGGUUUGGAGACGCAUUCACCAUAUCAGGAGAAGCUCCUGAAUCUGAGUAGAAUCCAAGAACAAGAACAGAUGGGGUGCCACAAAGCAAUUGCUUUUUCACAGGAGAGGAGAGGCCUUUACAAAGCUUACAUUCAGAAGGUUCAGGUGGAUGAAAAGGCUGGGUCUGGGCGACAGAAUAUGGAUGUGUGUGCUCAGGACAUUUGGCUGGACAAAGCUGAGGUUUGCCUCAGCAUGGGGCUCUAUCAACCAGCCAGGCAGCUCCUGGCAGAGGCCCACUUGGUGGCUAUGGAGCUUGGAGACCAGAAAGCAAUGGCAAGAAGUUUGCUCAGUCUGGCCAUUCUGGCUUGUGAAGAGCAGAACUAUGCCCAGGCUCUGAUCCUGCUGGUCAAAGCCCAAGCCAUGGGUGGGGAUGAGGAGUUCUGGUACCAGCUCACACUCACCAAGGUCAGAGCUGUGGUAGGCCAGAGAGACCAAGAUGCACACACCAAGGUUGAUCAGAUUAUUAAACAAGGCUGUGGGGCUCUGAAGCUGGUUCUAGAGCAGCGGGUAAACCGAGUCCCACAACUCACAUUCUUGAUCACUUCAUUAGAGAUGAGAGGUGCCAUUGAAUGUAUAGGUGCCCUUGGUGGUGGUGAACCUGGAGAGACGCUCAGCCCUGAGGUUGUCCAGAAGCUGAUGGCCGCAUGUGAUACACUCAAAGAGUGUGCCAGUGGUUUCAUUAAACUCAGCUACAGAGAACAAGCAGCAGAGGCACACGUAGAGUACGCACAUGGUCUGAGAAUCCUAGCCAACCAUACUACUCAUACAGAGGACAAACGGCGCUUCCUGCUCGACGGCGUCUCCCAAAUGCAGCUAGCUGUUACAGAACAGGAACAUGUGGUGCUGAAUGCUCAGAGGCUGCUCCCCUCACAGGAGGAGAGUCAUGGACUGUCACUGGGAGCCAUGCGGAGGCUACUGCGCCUGCGACUGGCCCUGGCAGAAUUUUGUCUGGCCAUGCUGGAGGAGCACUGUGCUGAGAAGAAGUGCCAAGCUCUGGCCCAGGAGAGGAAGACCUCUGCUGAGAUAGCACUGGAGGAGUUUACACACUGCACACCUGAGCCCAACUCUAUAGAACAGGAAUGGGUGCAUAUUGGCAGUACCUUGGGACAGGUGGCUCUGGGCCAGCUGGCUGCAGUCAGUUCUCACUCCCUGGAUAACAUGGAAAACAGAGCCUGUUGCCUGAGUCUGAUGGGAAAGUACUUCAGAUUGCUGGCUGUGCAGGAGGACCCCAUAUAUCUGUGUGCUCUCUGGGACAGACACAAACAGAAGGAGCCGGGGUCUGACUCUAAAGGUGUUCCCGUGGAGGAGGAGAAUUCAGACAAAGAGAAAGAAUCAAGCAGAAGACAGCCAAGGGUGACCUCUGCCAAAACUGUUGAGCUGCAGCAACGCAGGAGGCAUAGAGCCCAGCAGCUGUUGGCACAGGCCAGUAAGGCACUGGCUGAGGCCAUCAGCCUGUGUCUCCAACACAAGCUGCCCGCCUCCAUCCUGGCUGAUGCCUCUCUCAACAUGUUGGAGUGUCAUGGCCAGUCUGACCCUGCAGUGGCAGGUCAAUACCUUGCCCUAUUUCAGAGCUGCUGCACUAUUGCUACGAUGGCUGAGGUCCUAAGUUCUGCCUGUGCAGGCACCAGUGUGUCGCAGCUCUCUGCUCUGCUCAGCCUUCACAGGAAACUGCUGCUCUCUCAGGAGGAGAGGCCCAGCAGCAUGCUGAAGGGAGUGGAGAACUCCCUCAACAGCAUCUCCAAGGCCUUCAGUCACCUGACCAUCUAUCCCAGCCACCUAAAUAUCCUUGCAGAGCUUCCGCCCAACCUGAAGAUUCUGCUGCUUCAGCACUCUGUAGAUGGGUCAGAACUUUAUGGGGCCUUCUAUGAGAUGACCAAAGCUCCAAAUCAAAAGGGAAAGACUACGCAAGUUACAGGUACCCUGACAUGCUCUAGGGUGGCCAAGGUUUCAGUCUGCCCGCGGGUUCUGCUUGCACUGAGGGAGCAGACUCUGGCCUUUGGCCAGGAGACUAGACAUGCCCUCCUCAAGGAAGCCUGUUGGCACGGUGCUGAGGGCAGACUGGAGGCCUCUGAGGAGCAUCAGGCUUUUCCUCGUAAAACUGCCACAGAAGAAAUGUUAGCACCUCGCUUCAGAGAAAUUGUACAAAAUAUGGAAGACUAUUUGAAUCCACUUCUCUCACAGUUUGACUUCUCUUGCUUAAGGCCCCAGGCUGCAUUACUACAAGUCCCUGAGAUGACCAAAACCAAAGAUAAAGAAGAUAAAGGGAGCUCAGCAGAACCAGGGGAGUAUGUGGUGUUGCUGGCAGACACAAAGUUGCUAGAGUUGCCUCUGGAAGCCUUGUCCGUCCUGCAGGCGGAAGGCCUGAGUUCUGUGUCACGAGACUUCUCCCUCCAGCUUCUCCACAGUCGCCUGAACAGAGAGGAACCAGAGAAAGUUGAAAGUGACAACAAAAAGGAGAUCAAGGGUGGCAAAGGAACUAAGGGGAAGGGAGAUCAAAGCCAAGCCAUCAAAGUGACACCUGUGAAUCAUGUGUUGCCUUCUAACACCUUCCCAGUGGACACACGUAACUUCAAAUAUAUAGUUGACCCUCACAAUGAAGGCAAAUUUGAAGGGACCAGUCUGAGCAUGAGAAUGAAAGAGAUUUUGGAAACUCACAGCCAGCAUUUUACUCAUCUGUGGGAGGGCUUCGUGGGCAGCAAACAAACGCCCAGUUUGUCUGAGAUGGAGCAGCUGCUGUGCAGAUGCAGUGCCUUCAUUUACCUGGGGAUGGAGCGCUUCAUGGCAAACAUUCCACCUGCCAAACUAGCAGCCCUCAGUCUGUCUGAGUGUCGCAUGGCUCUGCUCUUUGACCUGGUUCAGAACAAUGCCAGUGUUCUCCGCCAAUCAAACCUUGACAUGCACAAAAGUGCAGGACAGUUUGCCCUGGAGAAACCCCUGGAGACCGCUCUUCUGUUGAGUCUGGGUGGUGUCGGCUGUAUUGUCCUCAACCAGUGGCACAGCAGCCUUCAACAGAACACACACAAUAUGGUCAAUGUUCUAGACUAUCUACUGAGGGUCAGACAGACCUCUGGCCAGACCAUCCAUGCAUUGAGGAAAGGGGAGCGUUCAGAGAUACCACAUCACAAGGUUACAGAAUCAUAUGAUCAAGUGCUCCUCACUGACACAAAGAAAGACGAUGUUCACCAUAAAACGACUCUCACACCAUCAGCAUUCAACUGCAUUCUUUAUGGACUCCCUAACUUAAUUGUCACAUAAUAUGCUGUAUAUCCUCAAUAUUUCUCACUUAUAUUUCACAAUUCAAGAAGAUUACAGGCAUACUUGUCAGCCAGCUUAUAUUACUGUAUGCAAAAAACUAAAACUCCUGUGGUAUGAGGGGGUUAAACAUUUCAUUAAAGAUGAAAGAGAUUCUUGAUUCUUUACUUACAUUUUCCACUAUGUAAUUUUAUGAGAAUACUGAUUUUAUACUAUACUAAUAUUGUUUUUACCGUAAACAGCAUACGAUAAGAUACAAUAUGCCGCAUGCCUGACUUUGUAUAAUAAGGCUAAAGCUCUCAAUGCUCUCGGAGAGGCUAGCUUGCAGAAAUUCACCCUAUACAUGUCUUGUAUUACUAAAAUAGAAAUGUUACUGCUAACAUUGUGCUGAGAAGUUGUACCUUUGGGAUCUCUGCUUUGAGUGUUUAGAGUGUACUGUCCUCAUCAGAUACCAUGAAUACCAAUGUUUCAUUGGUGUGGAAUAGUAUCGGACUUUACCAAAUUGAAUGGGAGAAAUUAUUUCAGGCCAAAUAAACACUUUUACAGGACUGGUAGCCCUGCUGUAACAGAACAGAAAGGGGUGAAAUCCUACAAUAAGAGGACUGAGGUAGAAAACGAUGGCUCAUAGUCAACUUCACCUUGCAGCUAUAACUGAAGCUGUUUUUGCUUUGUUUUCUUAUGUCUUUUAAUGUCUAUUUACUCAAGCCUUGUUAAUUGUAGCUUCCAUAACAAUUAGUGCUGAUUUAGUCUCUUGUUGACAGUAUUUACUACAGUUCUGUUGUCUUGACACAUGAAAUUUACUCAGAAUUGAACCAUUUCAACCGUUGACCCCACAGUUGAGAGUGCACUCAUUCUUUAAAAGUGCUGUAUCAAACAGUCUCAACAUGAAAACCACUAGACCUCUCUUCAGAUGACUUCAUUUGAGAGAGGCUGGAUUCAUCCUUUCAUUAAAAUCCUUUCAAAUUCAAUGUAAUUGUGUUUACUGAUUUUAAUUUAGAGAUUGCCUUUAUCAGAUAUUGCAGUGCAAGCGUAAUCCUUAUAUUUGUUUUUCUAUUGCACUAAAUGUUAAUUUUGUAAAUUCCUAAAUAGCAAAUAUACCUCUUGAGAAAAAAAAAUCUUACUAUAAGAACAGUGUGACCUGAGGUUUUAAAUGUUGCCCUAUUUAUUGUAAUUAAGUCAAACCUAAAAUUAGAAGAGAAAGUGGAGGUCAUCAUUGCCAUUUUGAUGUUUUAUUCCUUAAUAGAUUUGGGUGUGUAAGUUUUCUAAAACAUAUCAACACUUGGUUGUGACCCCAUCUUUGUAUGUUAUAGAAAUUUAAGCAACAUUAGAGGAUCACUUUUGGUUGUGUUCCAUUCUUCUAAAUGGGAAAUGAGGCUACAGAGUUCACUUAAUAGUUGCCUAUUUAUUGGCUAUGAUGCUUUUGUAAAUAAUUCACAUUCUAGGUGUUGAGCUUUGACCCAUAUGAAGUCAGAAAGAUUAGUGACAUGGUUUGAUUUGCAUAAAACCUGAAUAAAAGUUAUUCUGAGUAAA
Messenger RNA from Siniperca chuatsi (mandarin fish), 9735 nucleotides. RefSeq names its product cilia- and flagella-associated protein 46. Gene Ontology annotation, biological process: cilium movement involved in cell motility; axoneme assembly. The transcript is spliced from 59 exons. The record is from RefSeq and is a predicted model, not a curated record. Bases 373 to 8208 code for a protein of 2611 amino acids. NCBI's taxonomy places the organism in Eukaryota, Metazoa, Chordata, Actinopteri, Centrarchiformes, Sinipercidae. Gene Ontology annotation, molecular function: protein binding.